Molecule: messenger RNA, 942 nt
Organism: Osmia bicornis bicornis
Lineage: Eukaryota; Metazoa; Arthropoda; Insecta; Hymenoptera; Megachilidae
Product: U6 snRNA-associated Sm-like protein LSm6
Exons: 3
Coding region: 684-923 (79 amino acids)
Biological process (GO): mRNA splicing, via spliceosome; maturation of SSU-rRNA
Cellular component (GO): sno(s)RNA-containing ribonucleoprotein complex; nucleolus; P-body
Molecular function (GO): RNA binding
Source: RefSeq, a predicted model, not a curated record
AUUACUACAUGGUUUGGGUUCAGGAAUAGUAUUUGCAAUUUGAUUGGUUGCACUUUCUGAUAAUAAAUAGAAUUAAUAAAAUGUAUGGAACUGCCUAUACAUCAACAAUGUCUUCUUAUUAAUAUUUCCAAUAGAUUCUGCUUUCUUUUAUGAAUAGGCAUAUUUAUAAUGCAUCCAUAUAAUUAACAAGUUACUAAAAUUAACCACUUCACUUCACUUCACUUCAUAAGUUUCCCUCUAUUGAAGGUGGCGUAAUCUACGGACUUGGAUCUGUCCCUUUUUGCCCAACGAAAAAAGUUAUCGGCCACGCGCAUUAUCGCGCCAUUUUCAAUUACAUUAUUUAAGCCAUAUACUUCUGUACUUUUAAUUCCACUCAUACUUGUCCGUACUUUUAAAUCUCACACUCUUUCUGUACUUUUAAGUCCACUCAUCUUACUCGUUCCUUUACAUCCCCCUUUUAGUCGCCUCUUACGACAGGCAGGGGAUACCGUGGCCGUAUUCUAAGCCCCCCGAGCCACAGGGGAUUAAAAUUAACCAAAAUCUACCAAUAGUAGAGGAUGGCAUAACUGCCUGUUAAUUAUUGUUUUUGAGAAGAUACAACCAUAUAAUUCAAAAGUAUAUAGUGCUUCAAAGUUUACAAAUAAAAUAUAUAAAAUACUGAAGAAGAAAUAAGCUCUUUUAAGAUGAAUCGUAAAGAAGCAUUAACUCAAUUUAUUCAACAAAUUCAUGGACGUCCUGUUGUUGUAAAGCUAAAUAGUGGUGUAGAUUACCGAGGUGUUUUAGCUUGUCUUGAUGGCUACAUGAAUAUAGCACUUGAACAAACAGAAGAAUAUGUAAAUGGUCAAUUAAAAGAUAAAUAUGGCGAUGCUUUUAUACGCGGCAAUAAUGUAUUAUAUAUUAGUACACAAAAACGUAGAACUUAAAAUAAAUACAUAAUUUGUA